Messenger RNA from Rhopalosiphum maidis (corn leaf aphid), 2562 nucleotides. RefSeq names its product eukaryotic translation initiation factor 5B (gene eIF5B). Gene Ontology annotation, molecular function: translation initiation factor activity; GTP binding; GTPase activity. NCBI's taxonomy places the organism in Eukaryota, Metazoa, Arthropoda, Insecta, Hemiptera, Aphididae. The transcript has 2 exons. Bases 179 to 2470 code for a protein of 763 amino acids. The record is from RefSeq and is a predicted model, not a curated record.
UCCGUUGAUAACAGCACACGAUAAGAAAUAUCGUGUGAAAUAAACACGGCGAUUACCGUAUUGUCAGCGUCCAGAGUUCGUGCCGUCCGCACCUACAUAAAAUUGUUGUAAUAGAAUCGUUAAAUACAACCGCAGAUCGACGGAUUUUUCAACAUCGUCAUUUCAUAAUUGUUAAAAAAUGUCGACUAAUGAUGCAAAAAAGAAGAAGAAGCCAGUUGCCCCCGUCAAAGAUAAGAAAGGGCCUGGUAAAAAAGCUAUUGCAGCUUUAAAAGAAGUAUUGCAACAACAAAAAGAAGAAGAGGAGAAACUUCGCAGGGAAGAAGAAGAAGAAGAAAAGCGUUUAGAAGAACUUGAGAGGCAAAAAGAAGAAAAAAUAAAAUUAGAACAAGAAAAGAAAGAAAAGAAAAAACAAAAGGAAAAGGAAAAAAAGGAAAGACUAAAAGCCGAAGGGAAAUUUUUAACUCCUAAGCAAAAAGCUGAUAGAGCUCGUGCACAAUUACUUUUAGAAACUUAUAAAGCACAAAGAGAAGCAUUGCAAACUCAGUCAACUGUAGACAAAGUAGAUGAAAAUGAUGAUUCUGACAAAUCAGAUGAUGAAGCUAUUCACAAUUCUGAUGACAAUAAAAAUGAUGAGGCUGUUAAAGUUCAAACUCAAAAUGGAGAUACGUCAAAGGAAGAAGAAGAAUCAGAUCUACGAGCUGCUGUUGUAUGUGUUUUGGGUCAUGUAGAUACUGGGAAAACUAAAAUAUUAGAUAAGCUUCGUAGAACUAAUGUACAAGAUGGUGAAGCUGGAGGUAUUACCCAACAAAUAGGAGCUACAAAUGUUCCACUUCAUGCUAUAAAAGAACAAACUAAAGUUGUAAAUGGUUAUGCAACUAAAAAAUUCUUAGUUCCGGGACUAUUAAUUAUUGACACACCCGGUCAUGAGUCUUUUAGCAAUCUCCGUAAUAGAGGAUCAUCAUUAUGUGAUAUAGCUAUUUUAGUAGUUGACAUUAUGCAUGGUUUAGAACCACAAACUAUAGAAUCCAUAAAUAUACUGAAAACUAAGAAAACUCCUUUCAUUGUCGCUUUAAAUAAAAUUGAUCGAUUGUAUGAUUGGCAAACUAAUCCACGUAAAGAUGUAAGAGAUAUUUUGACCUCUCAGCAUUCUAAUACACAAAAUGAAUUUAAAACAAGAUCCCAAAACGUUAUAUUACAAUUUGCCGAACAAGGUUUAAAUGCUGCUUUAUUCUAUGAAAAUCCUGAUCCAAAAUCAUAUGUAUCUUUGGUACCUACAUCAGCUAUUACUGGUGAGGGAAUGGGAAAUUUAUUAGAUCUUAUUGUUGAAAAUUGUCAAACACAUUUAUAUAAAAGACUUGUUUUCAAUACUGAGCUGCAGGCCACUGUAUUGGAAGUGAAAGCUAUAACUGGUUUAGGAACUACUAUUGAUACUAUUUUAGUAAAUGGUUACCUCAGAGAAGGAGAUACAAUUGUCGUAGCAGGUACUGAUGGGCCUGUUGUCACUCAAAUAAGAUCACUACUUAUGCCUCAACCAUUGAAAGAACUUAGAGUGAAAAAUGCUUAUAUUGAGUAUAAAGAAAUCAAAGCAGCUCAAGGUGUUAAAAUUGCUGCUAAAGAUUUAGAAAAAGCUAUUGCAGGAUUAAACAUUUAUGUAGCUAACAAAGCUGAAGAAAUUGAACGACUUAAAGAAGUAGUAGCAAAAGAAUUAAAGUCUGCUUUAAGUACUAUUAAAUUACAAGAUAGAGGUGUUUAUGUACAAGCUUCAACGUUAGGUUCAUUAGAAGCUUUAUUGGAUUUCUUAAGAUCCAGUAAAAUACCAUAUAGCAACAUACGAAUUGGUCCCGUUGUUAAAAAAGAUGUUAUGAAAGCAUCAAUAAUGUUGGAACAUUCUCCUUUAUAUGCUACUAUAUUAGCUUUUGAUGUUAAAGUUGAAAGAGAUGCACAAGAAUUAGCUGAUACAUUAAAUGUUAAAAUAUUUCAAGCUGAUAUUAUAUACCAUUUAUUUGAUAAGUUUACUGCUUAUCAAGACGAUCUUAAGAGGAAAAACCGAGAUCAGUUUAAGUCUAUUGCAGUAUUUCCUUGUAAACUUAAAGUCCUACCACAGUUUGUGUUUAAUUCAAGAGAUCCAAUUGUUAUGGGAGUAAUGGUAGAAUCUGGAAUUGUAAAAGAAGGUACACCUAUAUGUGUUCCUAGUAAAGAAUUUGUAGAUUUGGGUAUUGUGACCAGCAUAGAAAACAACCACAAAGCUGUUGAAACUGCUAGAAAAGGACAAGAAAUUUGUAUAAAAAUUGAGCCAAUACCAGGUGAUGCACCAAAAAUGUUUGGGAGGCAUUUUGAUGAAAAGGAUUUGUUGGUGAGCAAAAUAUCCAGACAGUCGAUUGACGCAUGCAAAGAUCAUUUUAGAGAUGAUUUAUUGAAGACUGACUGGCAAUUGAUGGUUGAGCUCAAGAAAUUAUUUGAAAUUUUAUGAUAAAAACUUUUAUAGCUAAUAUACUUUUUUUUUUCUAUGAAAUAAAACAAAUUAAUUAUUAUUCCAAAUUGGAAAUAUUUUUUUAAUAAUAA